This is a messenger RNA of Pocillopora damicornis (cauliflower coral), 23914 nucleotides long. Its product is annotated as titin. The record is from RefSeq and is a predicted model, not a curated record. Gene Ontology annotation, cellular component: neuron projection. Lineage: Eukaryota; Metazoa; Cnidaria; Anthozoa; Scleractinia; Pocilloporidae.
UCAUAUCACUGGAAGCAGCUGAAAGCGAGUUUUGUUUGGAGAUGAGCAAUGGCAUUGUUGAACUGUCCUAAAACAAGAUCGAAACUCCAAACUUUUUACCGCGUUUCACUUUGAUUUUGCGGUGGAAUUCAACAGGAAAUCGAACUGACGACUCCCGAGACGAAAUUUCGUAACUCGGUUUAAAUAACGCGGCAGAACACCGUGGACAGUUUCGCAUUUGUGCGACAGUGCUGACUUUUCACAUAAUAUGAGGCAGUAUUUGAGGAUAAGCUCCAUUGUAUACAGAUCUCAGACAUGUGUUCUUAUCUUUGCCGUCGUCUUCAGUUGCGUUAUACGCUCAGGACAACAGGAGGUGGAGGAUCCUCACUCCUUUACUACAUUACUUCAAGUUUUGGAAGAUGACGAUAUAAGGGAGAAAAGAGCUGUCGAGCAGGAUGAUGUUUUGGACGAUGGCAGUGGAGUAUCACCUAGCGGCAAAGAUUUACCUGUGAUAGUGGAAAGUGAAGUAAAGAAGUUUGUGUUCAAAAAAGUCAGCAAAGUGUCUGUAGAUGUCGGUUCCACCGUGUGGGCUGUAAGAGGAACUGAAAUCACCGUGUCUUGUAGAGCAAGCUCCAAUUUUGACACUCCUAAGAUUUUGUGGUAUAGAAACGGGGUUGUGAUGACAGACAGAUUUCGAGUGAGUGUGGCAGCAAUAGACGGUAUUUUAAGAAUUCGUAGAUUGACUCGGUUUAACGAAGACACCUAUACAUGUAAAGCUUCAAACACUGCAGGAGAAAGGAGAGCCUUAUUCACCGCCAAGUUAUUCGAUCCUUCUUUACCUACGAUAAUUACAGCCGAAGGUGACGUCUCAUUUGGACCUAAUGACAAAGAAGCAGAAAUCACCAUAGGGAGUGACGUCACGGUUUACCAAGGAGCGAGGCUUACUAUACGUUGUCCUGCAGAUGCAACAGUCCCUGUUGUAGUUUACUGGACAGCACAGGGUCGUUCAGCGGAGAUUGGCAAAGCCGUAAAAGUUGGACAGGAUCUUGUCAUAACAGACAUUGACCAGAGAUAUGCUUUGGAAUACGAAUGCAAUGCCAGAUCCAGUAGAGGAAAAGCCCAGGCAACCUCGACUGUUAGCGUUAUAGCUUUGAAUCCUCCCAAGAUUCAAGCAGGAACAAAAGAUAUACGAGUCAUCGACGAGAAAAACAAAGAUGUCGAAAUAUACGUUGGAACGAAAUUAACCGUCAUCUCUGAGACCCAGGUGACAGUACGUUGUGUUUCAGCAAUGGAGCCGUCCCCUGCCAUAAGUUGGAAAAUUCGUGGAAAAAAGCCUGGUUUGAAGAAUGGUGUAACUAUUAGUGAAGAUAAUUCUACUCUUACUAUCAGUUAUCCUGGAGUUGAGGACUCCGGGGAUUAUAUGUGUACGGCCAGCAAUAAUGUUGGACAGGAUUCCAAGUCUUCGAAGAUUAAUAUUUUACCUCCCGAACCUCCAACGAUACGUUACUCUGACAGGAAAAUAACUUCCCUUGGGCCCUCUGAGGUCAUUGAAGCCACAAUUGGCGACGAACUGAUCUUGCUUGCUGGUGCAAGUAUACUUAUCACAUGCCCCACAUCUGGACUUCCUACUCCAACCGUACAGUGGAAGAAAGAUGACAAAGACCUGGCAGAGUUUGGAAGAACACUGAAGAUAAAUAACGUCACUAAAAUGGACACGGGAACCUUUACUUGUGAGGCGAUGAACAGAGCUGGUCGAAUCAGUCGAACCAGCAAGUUAACAGUGAUUGCUUCUGAAAAGCCGCAGAUUGAAAAAUCGACGGGGCGGGUAACUGGUAUAGCUAUCGAAGAAGCAGUUGUUAAGAUUGGCCAAUAUCUGCGAGUAGUGGAGGGUUUGAUCGUUCGUGUAGUGUGUCAAGUCCGUGGAUUCCCUACUCCUGAAGUUUCAUGGUUUCUAAACGAGCGGAUGCUGAAAACUUCAGGACGAUUUCUGAUUGACAGUCGUUCUAGCUCUUUGAUUGUGAAUGGUAUACAGGCUCAGGAUGCUGGUGAGGUGUCUUGUUUGGCUGAAAACAGCGCAGGAAAAGACACAGCAUCCACUUUUGUCAGCAUCAUAGGUAAAAGCGGUGCUGAAAUUCAGUCCGGGAAUAAUUCUGUGAAGUCCAUUGAAGGUCAAGGGGAAGUGAGCAUUCAGAUCGGUGACAGUUUACAAGUGUUAUCAGGCUCAGAUGUGUCUAUUGACUGCCUGGCAAGUGGAACCCCUUCUCCAGUGAUAAACUGGCGCUGGAAUGAACGUCAAGUGUCCUCAACAGGACGAUUUGUUAUUAAAGAGAUAGCUGGAGGGUCUCGUCUCAUUGCGAGGAAGCUGACAUUAGGGAGUGCUGGACAGUAUCAAUGCACUGCCUUCAACGUCGACGGUUCAGACAGAGUCACAUCAACUGUAACUGUAAUAGAGGCACUCGUGCCAAAAAUUGAAGUCUCCUCCACUUCCGUCAAACAAAUCGUCGACUUGAGUCUGGUCUCUGUUAUAAUUGGAACACGUGUUACUAUUCUGCCCGGUGCGCCACUCGUGAUCACGUGCCGCGCGUUUGCAAUACCUAAGUCCACGAUCAGUUGGCUGAGAAAAGGCAAAAAGAUCACUUCUUCUGAAAGGUUCUCUAUCAACAGCACAACUCUUGUCAUUCACCGUACUCAGCGAGACGAUAGCGGUUCUUUCACUUGCCUUGCCCAAAACACGAUUGGAAAGGAUUCAGCUUCUUCGAUGCUUGACUUCAUUGAACCAAUAAGCCCGAGAAUCACCCAGACUGGGAAAGAUUUAAAGAUAGAACAAUUUGUGAGACUGUCAGAGGCUGUAGGAGGUAAUAUACUAUGUAGAGAUGGCAUAUAUUUGGAGUUGACGUGCUCUGUGGAGGGGUUACCUACACCAAAGGUAACUUGGUUGCGUGGGAGUACGAAGAUUGGCACAGGUAGAAAGUUAAGCCUUGGAAUUCUACAGGAGGAAAGCUCUGGAAAUUACACCUGUUUGGCAGCAAAUAUUGCAGGAGAUACGAGAAAAACAACUCGGCUGACUGUCAGAUCAUCAAUUCCACCUGUGAUUCAAUCAGACGAAAAAGUUUUAAAAUCGUUUGAGGAGGGCAUGUAUCUUACGGUAAACAUUGGAACGAGGUUACAAGUUAUACAAGGGACUAGAAUUGAUCUUAUCUGUCGUGUUACGGGAUUCCCAACUCCUCGAGUAAAUUGGGUUAAAGGAAAUGUUCGCCUUGAGCAAAGGUUUGAAGGUCAGGGAUUAUUCAUCGUUCCUUAUGAUGGUACUGUCAGCACACUUCGCAUCAGGGGAUCACAACCGGCCCAAGAAGAUGAGGUCUAUGGCUGCACUGCAUAUAACGCGGGAGGAUCUGUCACGGCCUUCUCUUACGUCACAUUUUAUGAGCGUGUUCCACCUUCUAUAAAAUCCACCUGGGUUACUGGGUCAGUUGGUAUCAAAGUGUCGCUAGAAUCCAGGGACCCAAUCAAGUUGGUGAUCGGAGACAGUUUGCAGGCGUUCACCAAAACUAAGGUGACAAUUGAGUGUCCAGUGUUUGCCAUACCAUUAGCGGAUGUGAAGUGGACCAAAGACGGAGGAUCUUUGCCUAGUAAACACAAAGUGAAUGGUACUAAUUUGGUGCUCAGUGAGGACAGUGGUACAUCCGAUUCGGGACGUUAUUUAUGUGCUGCUACUAACCCCCUGGGAAGAGACGCCUCUUAUUCUGUUAUAACUCUUAUUGAGCCUACUGCACCAAGUAUCAUAACAAGUGAAUUAUCUCUAGAACUGAUUAAUGCAGUGAACUAUAGAGCAACAAUUGGUACCAAUAUAACCACUGUGCUUGGCAACAACAUCACAUUUGUUUGCAUUGCGGAAGGCCUUCCUAGCCCCACUGUCACUUGGUGGAAAGGAGACCUCGAUUUAAAUAGUACUCAGACUUCACUCGUUGUAACUGCUGGUGAUACAAAUGUAACUGGGGCGUAUUCCUGUAAGGCGACUAAUCUGGCAGGCUCCAUAACAACCAGCUCGGUUGUUGCUGUCCUUGAUCGCAUCGCACCAGAGAGAGCAACAGUGCCUCGCAUCAUAACCACGCGAGAAAACCAGGAGGAAUUUGGAGAUCAGAGAACAGUUGAACACCUUGUUGGAGGUAAUGUCACCAUUUUAGAGGGAAGGAACCUUUUGCUAAGAUGCCCGGCCGAGGGAUUACCACAGCCAUCCACCUCUUGGCUUUUUAAUGGUAUUCCUGUUGUAGUCAGUGAUACUCUUCAGUUUGAUCAGGACACAGGAGAUUUGAAAAUUAUUGAGAUGAGUCAAGAAGACGUGGGAGAGUACUCCUGUGUGGCUACCAAUAUCGCAGGAGAAGCUGUAGAAACGUCCUACGCAACUGUUAUUGAGCCAACUUUCCCGAAAAUUGACUCGUCGAACAUUUCCAUAGAGGUGUUUGAUCCUACUCGACAGCCAAUAACUGUAAAGAUUGGAAGUAAAGUAACAACAUUGACUGGAACACCCGUCAUUAUUACUUGUGACGUCUCUGGAUUUCCUGACCCCAAGGUUGCUUGGGUUAAAGGGUACAACCCCGUCACGAGCUCAAACACGGAACGCUUGUUUUUAAGUGAAAACAGAAUAAGCUUGUUAUCAUCCGGUGUGUCUGACUCAGGUCUGUACAUGUGCACAGCCUCAAGCCCCGGUGGACAAGCAGCUGCAGUCUCCAAUAUUACAUUCGUUGAAUCCGUGAAGCCAAGAAUUCUUUUCGCGACAAGAGAACGGGAACUACUUAAUCGUGUCUCACUGAAAGUAUUAAUUGGAGAAAAGUUAACGGUUCUUGAUAAAAGUAAUAUAACAAUAGAGUGUGCUGCCACUGGGGCACCCACGCCAACGCUGUCCUGGAGCAAAGAUAACAUAAAAUUGGAAAAUUCGCAAUCAAGUCUCCUGCUACUGAGCAAUGUUGAACUGAAGGAUGCAGGCCGUUACACUUGCACAGCGGAAAACUUCUUAGGCUUUGUAAGCUAUUCAACAGUGCUGUCUGUGAGAGGUGGUGAAAAGCCGUCAAUCAGGUCGAAGAGUCAUGUGGUGCUCGUCGAUGACAGGAUCACAGCCAUAACACUUGACGUUGGUAGUAAUCUUACUUUGGUUGCUGGCUCGACUGUCACUGUGUUAUGUGAAGUCCAAGGAGAACCUACGCCUGCCAUCAAAUGGUACCAGAAUGGAAAUCAUAUUUCUAGCAAUGUGAACAAGACUUCGUUGAGUGUAGGCGACCCUGUUCGAGUCAAUCUGCAAACCGUGACAUGUACCGGUGACAACAUUUUAGGGACAGCGUCAAAGUCGAGUUACUUUACAAUACUUGAGCCUUCCAAGCCGCAAAUUAUGGUAAACGAGGAGAAGAAAGUUAUCGAAGCACAGAACCGAAGUUCCCAAGUACUAAUCAUCGGCGAUGACCUUAUAGCCCUUACCAAGACAAACAUUACCAUUUCUUGUCCAACUAGCGGCGUACCGAGACCAAGUAUCACCUGGACAAAAGAUGGAAGAAUACUGCGUAAUGAUGGCAGGUAUCAGGUUCAAAGGGAUGGGUCACUGGUGUUUCAUGAGGCUGAUGAAAGGGAUGGUGCUAGAUACACAUGUAACGCUGUUGGCGUUGAUGGGCAAGACAGUGCAUCCAGCAUACUGCAAGUUGUUGAGCCGGCAAAACCUCUCAUUCAGGUUCCCAAACGUGGACAAGAGCUCCCUAUUGAUGAUGUCAGUUUAAUAACUAUGAACGUUGGUGAUAACGUAACAGCAGCUUUAAACACUACCAUCACAAUCAGGUGUCCAGUUAGUGGAGUACCAACACCAACUGUUACCUGGCGGAGAGAUGGCGUAAAUAUUAUCGGAGAUGAUUUGAUUUCAAUCGUGGAUGACAACAGUCUGAUAAUGAAACAACCGAUGGUACAAGACAGUGGUAAUUACACCUGCACUGCUGAAAGCGAGUUUGGGAAAGAUGAAGUAUUUUCCAGCGUACGAAUAAUAGAGCUUGUCAGACCAAAGAUCGACAUUGCACAUAAGCCACAAAUGAUAGAAGCUCAAGACCGAGGUCCACUCAUUCUGAAUAUUGGGGAUAACGCGACAGCACUCACAAAAACAGCGAUCGUCGUUCUGUGUCACGCCAAUGGUGUGCCAACACCUACUGUGACAUGGACGAAAAAUGGACAGAAAUUAUCUCAUGACGAGGGAAGCUCGAAAAUAGUUAACAAUGAUGGUUCCCUACGGAUUGUGUACUCAACAGAGUUUGACAGCGGAGAAUACAGGUGUACCGCAACAAACAUAGUGGGCGAAGAGGCUAUGAAGAGCACAGUUCGGAUAGUGGAACCAAGAAGACCAGUGAUUGAUGUACCCAAAACUGGUGAGGACAUUCCAGUAGGUGAUGGCAGCCCUGUGAUGAUGAACGUUGGUGAUAACGUAACAGCACCUUCAAACACAACCGUCACCAUCAGAUGCCCAGUUAGUGGAGUACCAACACCAAGUGUUACCUGGAAGAAAAACGGAGUGGAAAUUGAAGAAAGGAGGAAGACAAACGUCGCUGCAGAUAACUCCCUUGUGUUUCAAUCAGCUGAAGUACAAGACAGUGCAAAGUACACAUGUACUGCACAGAACAAGUUUGGGAAGGAUGUUGUUUCCUCUGUUGUCGGAAUAGUCGGACACUCCAAGCCUGUGAUAAGCGUUUCUGUUACUCAAAAGGCCAUAGAGGCUCAAGACCGAAGUCCCAUUACCUUGACCAUCGGUGAUAACGCGACAGCUCUUACUGAUUCAAGUGUCACUUUACUGUGUCAUGUCAGUGGUGUACCAAAGCCAAUUGUCACGUGGACUAAAUUUGGUCAGACUAUAGCUACAGGGGGAAGGUACACAGUUCAAGAUAACGGCGAGUUACUGAUUGAUGGAGCAAGGGAGGAAGAUGAGGCUCAGUACAAGUGUACUGCCGUGAACGUUGCUGGCCAGGAUAGUGAAUCCAGCUACAUACGUGUUGUUGAACCAAAGAAGCCAAAGAUUGAGGUCCCCCAAAUUGGACGGGAGAUUCCUGUUGGUGAUGGCAGUCCGGUGUUCAUGAACGUUGGUGAUAACGUGACGAUAGCUUCAAACACAACCAUUACCAUCAGGUGUCCUGUUAGUGGAAUACCAAAAGCAACUGUUACCUGGCAGAAAGAUGGGUCACACGUUGCCGAGGGGGACAGAUAUUCUAUUAAAGAUGACAAAUCUUUGGUUAUCGAAGGAGAGUGGGUUGAAGAAAGGGCCAAAUACACUUGUAUUGUUCAAAGCAAAUUUGGAAUGGAUGAAACCUCCUCUUAUGUCAUGAUUAUAGAGCUAUCAAAACCUGUCAUCGCUAUCCCUGGUGAGCCAAGGGCAAUAGAAGUGAAAGACCAAAGAUCCGUAAUCAUCAACAUUGGUUAUAACCUGACGGCACUUACCAAUACAAGCAUUACCAUUCAGUGUCACGCUAGUGGUGUACCAAAGCCAAAUAUCACGUGGGCAAAAGAUGGGCAGAAACUUUCCGGCAGUGGUAGGUACACUGUUCAAGACGAUGGCUCGUUGCUCAUCAAUAAAUCUGACAAACAAGAGGCCGCCCGAUACAUAUGUACUGCAAAUAAUGUUGCCGGUGAAGACAGCACAGUAAGCACGGUUCAGAUUAUUGAGCCUAAGAAACCAAUGAUCGCGGUCUCUGGGACUGGUCGGGUGAUUCCCGUUGGUGAUGGCAGUCCAGUGAUAAUGGACGUCGGUGAUAACGUAACAGCAGUUUCAAACACAACCAUCACCAUCAGGUGUCCGAUUAGUGGAGUACCAACGCCAACUGUAACUUGGCGUAAGGACAACGUGCCGAUUGUCGAAGAGGCGUUUUCCAUCACGAGCGAUUACCGUUUGGUCCUGAAUGGUUUAGAAGCAGGGCACAUUGCCAAGUAUACAUGUAUCGCACAAAGCGAAUUUGGCACGGAUGAAACUUCUUCAGUUGUUCAGAUACUAGAACGUUCACAGCCUGUCAUUAGGAUUCCAAGUAAACCAAAGAUGGUUGAAGUGAAGGACAGAAGUCCUAUCCUUUUGGAGAUUGGUAAUAACGUGACAGCACUUACCAACACAAGUAUUAUCAUUAAGUGUCAUGUAAACGGUGUACCAACACCGACAGUCACUUGGACAAAAGAUGGCCUAAGGAUCACAAGUAACGAAAUCUACAUGCUUCUGGCUGAUUACUCGUUACGAAUUCGUGAGCUUUACGAAAUAGGCACUGCCCGAUACACCUGCUCUGCAAAAAGUGUAAUUGGUAAAGUCAGUGCAUCCAGCACGGUUCUCAUUGUUGAACCAUCAAAACCGAAAAUUGAAGUCCUUGAAGUCGGCAAAAACAUCCCUAUUGGUGAUGGCAGUCCAGUAACCAUGAACGUCGGUGAUAACUUGACAGCAGCUUCAAACAUUACCAUCACUAUCAGGUGUCCUGUUAGUGGAGUACCAACACCAGCUGUUAUCUGGCUGAAAGAGGGAGCUCCUAUUAUUGAAGGAAGGGAUGUUUCCACCACAGAUGACAAAUCUCUAGUAAUAACAAGAGCGGACUCGGACGACAAUGGAAGAUACUCUUGCACAGCUGUAAAUGUUGCUGGAAUGGAUAAUUCUUCCUCUGAUAUCACCAUAAUAGGCCCCUCUAAACCAAAAGUAAGGAUCCCUGCAAAACCAGUAACGGUGGAACUUCAGGACCAAAAGCCAUUUGUUAUCAGAAUUGGUGAUAAUGUGACAGCACUUACCAAUACUAGCAUUACGAUUCAGUGUCACGCCAGUGGCGUACCAACACCAACCGUUACGUGGACAAAAGAUGGGCAGAAAAUCUCCAGUGGAGACAUAUAUACGAUUGGAACCGAUAACUCAAUGCUGAUCAAGGAUACAAAAGACGUAGGCAGGGCCCGAUACACGUGCACCGCAGUUAGUGUAAUCGGCGAAGACAGCGCAUCAAGUACAGUGCAGGUUGUAGGUCUUUCCAAACCAAAAGUCGACGUUCCUGCAAAAACUCAAACCAUAGAAGCCCACGACAGAAAUCCCAUUACUCUUGGCGUUGGUAAUAACGUGACAGCGCUUACCAACACAAGAAUUACCAUCGAGUGUCGCGCUAGUGGUGUUCCAAAACCAACCGUCGUUUGGUCAAAUGAUAAUCAGAAAAUGAACAGUGACGAUGGAAACAAAAUACAACAGGAAGAUGGUUCAUCAUUGAUCAGAGUUUUUAAAAAAGGGGAAACUGUCCGGUACACGUGCACUGCAACAAAUGUUGCCGGCCAAGACAGUGCAUCAAGCACAGUGGAAGUUGUUGAACCUGUCAAACCUGUGAUUAUAGUUCCCGAAACUGGAAAAGUGAUUCCUGUCGGUGAUGGCAGCCCAGUAACAAUAAAAGUUGGUGAUAACGUGACAGCAGCUUCAUAUACAAACAUCACCAUCAGGUGUCCAAUUAGUGGAGUGCCAACACCAAAAGUCAAUUGGCUCAAGGAUGAUGUACCAAUUGUCGAAGGAGAGGCUUUCUCCAUCACAAGCGAUUACCAUUUGAUCCUGAAGGGUUUAGAAGCUGAGCACAUUGCAAAAUAUACAUGUAUGGCAAAAAGUGAAUUUGGCACAGAUGAAAUUUCUUCGAUUGUUCAGAUAAUAGAACGUUCACAUCCCGUCAUUAGGAUUCCGAGUGAACCAAAGAUGAUUGAAGUGAGGGACAGAAGUCCUAUCUUUCUGGAGAUUGGUAAUAACGUGACAGCACUCACCAACACAACUAUUACAAUUAAGUGUCGUGCAGAAGGUGUACCAACACCAACGGUCACUUGGACAAAAGAUGGUCUGAGGAUCACAAGUAGUGAAAUCUACACGAUUCAGGCUGAUGACUCGUUACGAAUUCGCGAGCUUUACGAAACAGGCACUGCCCGGUACACAUGCACUGCAAAAAGUGUAACUGGUGAAGUCAGCGCAUCAAGCACGGUACUACUUGUUGAACCAUCAAAACCGAUUAUUGAAGUCCUCGAAGCCGGGCAAAACAUCCCCAUUGGUGAUGGCAGUCCAGUAACCAUGAAUGUUGGUGAUAACUUGACAGCAGCUUCAAACACUACCAUCACUAUCAGGUGUCCUGUUAGUGGAGUACCAACACCAGCUGUUACCUGGCUGAAAGAGGGAGCGCCUAUUAUUGAAGGAAGGGAUGUUUUCACUACAGAUAACAAAUCUCUAGUAAUAACAAGAGCGGAGGCGAAAGACAUUGGACGAUACACUUGUAGAAUUGUAAAUGUUGCUGGAAUGGACAAUUCCUCCUCUGAAAUCACCAUAAUAGGGCCCUCCAAACCAAAAGUAAAGAUUCCUGCAAAACCAACAACGGUAGAACUUCAGAACCAAAAGCCAGUUACGAUCAGAAUUGGUAACAAUGUGACAGCACUUACCAACACUAGCAUAACAAUUCAGUGUCAUGCCAGUGGCGUACCAACACCAACCGCUACCUGGACAAAAGAUGGGCAGAAAAUCUCCAAUGGAGACAUAUAUACGAUUGGAACCGAUAAUUCACUGCUGAUCAAGAAUACUAAAGAAAAAGGCAGGACCCGAUACACGUGCACCGCAGUUAGUGUAAUCGGUAAAGACAGCGCAUCAAGCACAGUGCAGAUUGUAGGUCUUUCCAAACCAAAAGUCGACGUUCCCGCAAAACCACAAACCAUAGAUGCCCUCGACAGAAAUCCCAUCACUCUUGGCGUUGGCAAUAACGUGACAGCGCUUACCAACACAAGAAUUACCAUUAAGUGUCGCGCUAGUGGUGUUCCAACACCAACCGUCACUUGGUCAACAGAAAAUCGGAAAAUCCUAAGUGAAGAAGGAGGAUACAUAGUACAGGAGGAUGCUUCAUUGUUGGUCAAAGUAGCUGAUAAGGUGGAUACUGUUCGUUACACGUGCACCGCAGUCAAUUUUGUUGGCCAAGACAGUGCAUCAAGCUCGGUGGUGGUUGUUGAACCGGUCAAGCCUAUGAUUACAGUUCCCGAAACCGGGCAAGUGAUUCCUGUCGGUGAUGGCAGUCCAGUGACGAUAAAAGUUGGUGAUAACGUGACAUCAGCUUCAAACACAACCAUCACCAUCAAGUGUCCAGUUAGUGGAGUACCAACACCAACUAUUACGUGGGAGAAGAAUGGAUUAGAAGUUAUCUCGGGAGAUAAGCUUUUGAUCACACAUAAUAACAGUCUGGUUAUUAAAGAAACAGGAGUAGACGAUAGCGCCAAGUACACAUGUAGGGUAAAAAGUGAAUUUGGAAUAGACGAAAGUUCUUCCUCUAUCAGAAUAUUAGAGCCUAUCAAGCCGCAAAUUAAUAUUCGUGGUGACCCAAAAUCUGUAGAAGCUAAAGAUCGAAAUCCCAUCACCGUAAACAUAGGUGAUAAUGUGACAGCACUUACCAAUACAAGGAUCGUUAUUCGUUGUGACGCAAGCGGUGUACCAACACCAUCCAUUACGUGGACAAAAGAUGGGCAGACAAUUUUUAGCGAUCAACAGUACAAAGUUAUGGAUAAUGGCUCAUUGCUGAUCAUAAAGAAGGUCAAAGAAAGCGCUAAUCGAUACAUGUGCACCGCAAUCAGCGCAUCAGGUCAAGAUAGCGCGUCAAGCAUGGUGGAGAUUUUUGUGCCAACCAAGCCGGUGUUCGACGUCCCUGAAAUUGGACGUGAGAUCCCUAUGGGUGAUGGCAGCCCUGUAAUGAUUAACGUUGGUGAUAACGUAACAGCGGCUUCAAAUACAACCAUUACCAUCAGGUGUCCAGUUAGUGGAAUACCAACACCAACUGUUACGUGGGAGAAGAAUGGAGUCUUACUUUUUAGCGAAAAAGAAAUUUCAGUGGAGAAGGUAAACUCCCUGGUUAUUAGAGGGACAGAAGCAGAAGAUAGCGGAAAAUACACUUGCCGAGUUUUAAGUGUGGCUGGAAUGAAUAAGUUGUCUUCUGUGGUAACUAUUGUAGGUCAUUCUAAGCCGAAAAUUAAAAUUUCUGAUGUACCGAAGACAGCAGAAUCUCAUGAUAGAAAACCUCUUACCAUAAUCAUUGGUAAUAACGUGACAGCACUCACCGACACGAAUAUCAUCAUUCAGUGUAACGCCAGUGGUGCACCAACACCAACAGUCACGUGGACCAUAGAUAGUCACAGUAUUUCAAGUGGAGAGAAGUACAAAAUUCAGGAUGACGGGUCACUGCUAAUCAGUAAAACGUCACAAAAAUACAUUGCUCGGUAUAACUGCAUAGCAGAAAGUGUUGCUGGUAAAGACAGUGCGUCAAGUACAGUGCGGAUUGUUGAACCAACCAAACCAGUAAUCAAUGUCCCUGAUGUCGGACGAGACAUUCUAAUGGGUGAUGGCAGUCUAGUGAAGAUGAACGUUGGUGAUAACGUGACAGCAGCUUCGAACACUACCAUCACAAUCAGGUGUCCAGUUAGUGGAGUGCCGAAGCCCUCUGUUACUUGGCAAAGGAAUGGUAUUCAAAUCACUGAAGGAAGCAGGUUUUCGAUUGCUUAUGACAACACUCUGGUCAUUAAAGGAGCGAUAUCUCAAGACAGCUCAAAGUAUACGUGCACCGUUCAGAGUGAGUUCGGAAAAGACAAUACCUCCUCUACUGUGCUGAUUAUAGCACAGUCCAAGCCAACUAUAAAUAUAUCUGAUGUGUCAGAGACGAUAGAAGCUCAAGACUCGAGUCCAGUCACUAUAACCAUAGGGGAUAAUGUGACAGCACUUGCCAAUACAAAUAUAACUAUUCAAUGUCAGGCCAGUGGCGCACCAAAACCGUCAGUCACGUGGUCAAAGGACAAUGAGAAACUUUCCAGUGGGGACAGAUAUACAGUUCAGGUCGAUGGCUCGUUGCUUUUAAUCAUUGGGACUAGGAUAGAGGAUUCCGCUCGAUACACGUGCACUGCAGAAAGUGUUGCUGGCACAGAUAGUGCAUCAAGCAAGGUGCAGGUUGUUGAGCCAAGAAAACCAAUCGUAGAAGUCUCAGGAACCGGGAAAGAAAUCCCUGUUGGUGAUGGCAGUCCAGUAACUAUGAAUAUCGGUGAUAACGUGACAGCAGCUUCAAAUACUACCAUCACAAUCAGAUGUCCAGUUAGUGGUGUACCAACACCAGCUGUUACCUGGGAGAAAGAAGGACUUACACUGACAUCGGAAGAGAAAAUUUUUAUCGUCAAUGAGAGCUUAUUGAUCAUCAGAGAGUCUAAAGAAGAAAACAGUGGAAGAUACAUUUGCAAAGUUAAAAACGGCUUCGGCGAAGAGAGCUUAUCCUCCAUCGUCAGAAUUUUGGGACCCUCUCAGCCCAAAAUAAGGACUCCUACGACGCCCAAGACGAUAGAAACUCAAGACCGAAAACCUAUUACCAUAGUCAUUGGUGAUAAUGUGACAGCACUUACCAAUACGAACAUUACCAUUCAGUGUCAUGCCAGUGGCGUUCCAGCACCAACUGUCACGUGGAGCAAAGAUGGUAAAGUUGUAAACAGUAAAGGUAGUUACACAGUUAAGGAUGAUGGCUUAUUGGUGAUCAAUGGAGCUGCCCACGAGGACUCCACUCGAUAUACGUGUACUGUCGAUAAUGCUGCUGGUACAGACAGCGCGUCAAGCACGGUGCGGAUUGUAGGUCCUAUAAAGCCUGGGAUUGAAAUCAACAAGACUUCUCAGGAGAUUCCUGUUGGUGAUGGCACUCCAGUGAUUAUAAAAGUUGGUGAUAACGUGACAGUAGCUUCAAACACAACCAUCACCAUCAGGUGUCCGGUUAGAGGAGUACCGCCACCAACUGUUACCUGGGAGAAAGAUGGAGUACUGAUUUUAGAAGGUGGCAGAUUUGCAUUUAUGCCCUUUAACAACUCGUUGGUUAUCAGAAGAGCGACCAAGGCUGAUAUCGCCACGUACACUUGUCGUGUCCAAAAUUUCUUUGGAACGCAUAAGUUAUCUUCUACAGUGAAUAUAAUUGAUCCAGUGAGCCCUCAGAUAAUAUAUUCUUUAGGAGAUGUAGCUUGGUUCAGUGAAAAACCUGUCAACAUUACCAUUGGACAACAUCUGGUCACGUUAGUCGAUACUGUGUUAUCCAUUCAUUGUGCCGCAAAAGGCAUUCCUAUACCAAAGGUUACCUGGGCCAGAGGAAAUCAGUCCCUUCCUUCUGACGGCCGAAUGAAUGUUAAAAACGGCACUCUUCUCAUCGUAAAACUAGAAACUUCUGACAGCGGAAAGUAUACGUGCUCAGCACAAAAUUCUGCAGGAAUCGCAUCAGAAUCCUCAAUCGUGACAGUUGCAGUGCCUACACCGCCAGAAAUCACUCAAACAGGAAUUAAAGAUCUUCAGGUCCUUGAGCCUAAAUCCGAAAAGGCAGUUGUUGGAAGCACAGUUCUUACAAUUAGUGGUAACAAUUUGUCAUUGACUUGCGACGUGACGGGCUUUCCACCUCCUUCCAUUGAAUGGGCAAAAGAUGGUGCCGUACUGGGAGCAGAUGGAUCGGUCUUACGCCUUUUAUCUGUUGACGUUGACGACACUAGUGUUUAUACAUGCACAGCUACAAGUCCCCUAGGACAGGUAGACUCACAGAGUACGAACUUAACGGUUAUAGCUCUUCAAGUUCCCAAAAUAACAAUUAACGAUGCCAACGUAGAGUUGCUAAAGAUGACAAACGUUUCCGUUACCAUUGGAGGUAAGGUAACUACGUUAGACAGAAACAAAGUGAGUAUCGUCUGCCAGGUUACCGGAGUUCCAAGCCCAGAAAUUACGUGGGAAAGAGACGAAGUUGAACUUCAAAAAGGGGGAGUGUUUUACACAAUAGAGAGUGUUACUCCGAAGGAUAGUGGACGAUACACUUGUGUUGCCAAAAAUGUCGGCGGCGAAGUCAAAGCGACGACACAACUUCAAGUACUUGCUGGAAAGGCUCCUACAAUUGACUCCUUGAAUAGAAGUCUGGUCCAUCUGAGAAUCGAUUUCUACGCAAUAACCAUUGGAACUAACCUUACUACCCUGGCGAGCUCAGGUCUAGAAAUCAUUUGUCCCGCCAGUGGAUUUCCUAAGCCUUCCAUUCAGUGGUUCAGAGAGGGUGACCCUGUAGAACCUGGAAUGAUGCUUAACGUGGACGAAGAAACAGGAACACUAUUUACACUCAGCAUAUCACAUCGGAAGGGAGGAAGAUUCUCUUGCAAAGCCAGUAAUGCAUUAGGAUCAGUGUACGCUUCGUCUUUCAUCGCUGUUCUCGUUCCUGGAGCUCCUCAGAUUAAUGUUUCCCGUGUGCCGGUACAAUCUCUGGACAGUCGAGAUCCUGCUUUUAUCACCAUUGGUCAAACACUUUCUGUUCUGAACGGAACAAAUUUGUCCAUUGCAUGCCCUGUUAGUGGUAUACCUGAGCCAGUCGUUACCUGGAGUCGACAAAAUAAAGACUUGGACACGAAUGGGCGAGUUGUUAUCAAGGACUCGGUUCUAACUAUCUUACGUGUGACAAAUACUGAUACCGGCAUUUACCUUUGCAAAGCGGUCAAUCUUGCUGGAGAUGUUACCGCCAACUCCAAUGUGACUGUACUUGAAACCUCCGCACCAUUGAUCUCAAGAGUUAGCCAGCCUUUACAGAUCCUUAACAGUGGUUCAUUCACGGUAGACGUUGGUUCGAUUGUGACGACGGUGGCUGGUAACGGGUUAUUCUUAAGGUGUAAUACUAAAGGAGUACCCACCCCCAAAAUUAUCUGGAGUAAGGACAGCAUCCCAUUAAAUGUUGAAGGCUCAUUGUAUAUAUUAAAGUCACUUAGUGCUUCGGAUUCCGGAUCAUACCAAUGCGUUGCCUCCAACAUCGAUGGAGCUGAUAAAGAGGACAUACAGAUUGUUGUCUUAGAUGGCAAUGCACCUAAAAUCACAAGCUCAGGGGAAAAUAUUAUAGCAAUAAGCGGUGAAAAGCAACUACAGAUUACGAUUGGUGAUAACUUAACCACUGUCAUCGGAACAGACAUAGAUAUCUUAUGUCCAGUCGUGGCCUUGCCUAAUCCAACAAUCACGUGGUUGUUCAAUGGUUCGGCGAUCAAAGAGGGAAAUCCACGUCUCGUAAAGGUCGCGAAAACGGUAUUGAAUCUUGCUGGUGUCACACCGGAGGAUAUUGGCUCUUACACAUGCCAUGCCAAUAACACUUUUGGGAAGGACAUAAAGACUACGUUUUUGUCUCUGAUCAUUCCAGUGGAACCGAAGAUCAUGUCUUCAAAUAAAGACCUCAGGGACUUCAAAUCUGUGAGUCACCGGCUUGUUAUUGGUGAUGAUCUGGACGCUGUCGAGGGUUCUACAGUAUACAUAAGCUGUCCAACUACAGGAAAUCCUGUCCCUGAAAUACAUUGGAAGACACCUGGUGUUUUGAUCUCCAGCAGCGAAAGGUUACGGAUUUUGAACAAUACACUUGGAAUUUUGGAUGGUACCUGGUCUGACUCUGGCAUCUACUCAUGCAUAGCCACCAACGGUGCCGGAUCUGAUGAGAUGGCAACUCGGGUUAAUUUUAUGGCACCCAAGAAGCCUUCCAUUAGAGGCGAUCCCAUUGAUAUCGAGUCUUUUGAUCGGCAACCUGUAACAGUGGCAGUUGGUGGUACUGUAAAGGUUUUGGAGAAGACAACUGUGAACAUCCAGUGCGUGGCUUCGGGGAUUCCUGAACCUUCUGUCUCUUGGAAUAGCAGCAGUAAUGAUAUGCAACCAGCUAACAAAUUUGAUGUGAAUCAAGGUGGACAAUUGUUGACGAUUCGUGAUGUUGACCCGACAGACUCUGGGACGUACUUGUGCAGUGCUGUGAAUAAAGCUGGCGAGGACUCUCGUGCGGCUGUGUUAGAAGUUAUUGAACCCUCUCUUCCAAAGAUAGCGACAUCCGACACUUCUGUUUCAUGGUAUAACAGAAAGCACAGAAUACUUCCCGUUGGGGGAAGAGUUGAAGUGCUCUCUGGAACGAAAGUGACCUUGACUUGUGAAUACUCGGCUUUUCCGGAAGCGAAUGUCAAGUGGAUUGUUUUAGAUGUAGAAGGUGAUCCUUUACCAGACGUUGGAUAUGAGGUCAUUAACGGUUCACUUCUACUGAUGGCGUUACGGCCAUCUGAUUCAGCUCAGUAUGUUUGCUCUGUGGAAAACGUAGCGGGAACGGCAUCCGCAUCUACAAUACUUAAAGUCGUUGAUCCUCAGCCACCAUCAAUAAGCUCUUCCCAAGAAAGCAUCAUUUCUCUAUCGGAUCGUCUUCCUGUACAAGCUAUCGCUGGUAAUGUCGUCACCGUUCUGUCUGGCACGAGUAUUACAGUCACUUGCUCUGCUGACGGGUUGCCCACUCCGUCAUUAGCCUGGAGCAGAGAAGAGCAGCUGAUUCCUACGACGCAAUCUGGUAUUCUCAGAGUUGAAAAUUCCACUGCAGAAGAUUCGGGAGAUUAUCUCUGUACUGCCAUGAGUGAAGUUGGUGUCGAUCAGGAGUCUACGAAAAUCACAGUCAUCGAACCAAGAGAGCCUCGUAUUCGUCCACCUGAAGGCGACAGAAUCCCUCUUACCAACGCUACCCUUGUGAAAGUUACAGUAGGAAGUGAAGUUACAGUACUAACACAGUCUCAAAUCAAUAUCACGUGUGUCGUAAGCGGUAUACCAAAACCAAAUAUUACGUGGCUGAGAGAUGGAGAGCGAUUGGAGGCUGAGGAAGGCAGUUUUUUAGUGUUGAACAUUCAGGAUGUGAACGAUGCUGGGCGGAUCACAUGUCAGGCCGAGAAUAUGGCAGGAAAAGCAGCGUUAAGCACCAUUAUCAAUGUCAUAGAGCCUGCGAUUCCACGUAUUACAUCUGAUACAGGAACAAUCGAUGCGCUAAACAAGAGAAGAGCUGUAACGGGAUCUGUUGGUGUCACUGUGAAGAUGUUCACAGCUACAUCUCUGACUCUGAGAUGUUAUACUGAAGGAUCUCCCGAGCCGACUGUAUCGUGGAGUAAGAAUGGCCAACAACUAGAUUCCAAGGGUAGAAUCUCCAUAUCUGAUGAUGGUGCAAUGACCAUAACGAACACUCGGACACAUGACACCGGACGCUACAGAUGUUUAGCAAAGAAUAUUAUCGGCAAAGCUUCUGUAGCCUCUUCUGUGUAUGUUCGAGCUCCCAUGGCUCCUACAAUAAGAAAAUCCGACGCCUACAUCAUUUGGUAUGAGAGCCAACCAUUUAAAGCAAAAAUUGGAGAUAAUUUGACAACAUUGAAAGGAAGGAGGUUAACCCUGACUUGCCCUGCCGUUGGAGUCCCAAAACCAGCUGUGUCUUGGUACAGGGGUGGGAUGAAAAUGAGGAGCGGUAAAAACUAUCUUGUGAUUGGUCAGACGCUGAUCAUGUACAGACUCGAUCCUAUGGACACAGAUCGCUACACCUGCGUGGCAAGGAACUUCGCGGGGGUCAAGACUGCUACCAGUACACUGAAAGUUCACGAACCCAUGGCACCUGAUAUAAUGUCAUCUUAUGGCAGUGCGGAAUCUCUGCAGGACUGGACACAUUUUAAUUUUACUAUUGGAACAGACGUGGCUAUCUUACAGGGAAGUCCGAUGACAAUCAAGUGCCCAGUUAUUGGCGUACCAGAACCAAAAAUCGGCUGGAUAAAAGAUGGCAAGAUGUUAACUUCUAAUGAUCGCAUGGACAUGGACUGCGUUGGUACUCUAAACAUUUACAAGCUUGAGCUUGAAGACUCCGGGGAUUAUGUCUGUACCGCUCAAAGCUUUUUGGGAAUGGAUAUUGCAUUUAGUGCUGUAACGGUUAUUGAGGCCGUCAAACCGACAGUUGACAUCUCCAAUAGGGCGUACAUUAGCAGUGGCGAACUUAUAGACAUGCAAGUCGGAGACAACCUCACAGCCAUACUCACCACUCCUGUCAACAUCAACUGCACAGCUUCAGGAGUCCCUAAACCAAGCAUGACUUGGGAAAUGAACGGAAAACAACUGGGUAAUGGUGGAAACUACAACACUGGCAACAACGGAGCCCUUAUCAUCAGAGGAGUCCAAGAUCCUGGAGAGUUCACGUGUGUUGCACAGAACUUUGUUGGCCAGGAUGGUGCAUCAAGCUUUAUUGCUCUGUUAGAUCCUAGAAAGCCUAUGAUAAAAAGUUCUGACGAACCAAAGACGAUAGAAUCUAUGGAUCAAAAUCCUCUCGCAAUGAUCGUUGGAGACAACGUGACAGCACUUACUAAUACAAGUGUUACCGUUCAAUGUAACGCCAGCGGCGUACCACCACCAAUUAUCACUUGGACACAAGAUGGUCGGAAAAUAAGCAGUGGAGAUAGAUACGCAAUUCAGGAUAGUGGGUCGCUUUUUAUCCGCGAGCCUGAUAAAUCAGACACUGCUCAAUACACGUGUACUGCAGAAAAUGUUGUUGGUAAAGUUAGUGCGUCAAGCAUAGUGCAGAUCGUAGAACCCGUCAAACCAGUAAUCGAAGUUCAAAGACCUGGACGAGUGAUUCCUGUUGGUGAUGGUAGUCCAGUGACCAUAGACGUUGGUGAUAAUGUGACAGCACCUUCAAACACAACCAUCACCAUCAGGUGUCCAGUUAGUGGUAUACCAAAACCAGUUAUUUCAUGGGAAAGAGACGGCGUGCAGGUUACUCCGGAGGGGAGGCUGUCAAUUAGCAGUGAUAACAGUCUGGUGAUUAAAGAAGCGGGUGUUGAUGAAGGCGCUAAUUACAAGUGUAGCGUCCAAAGCAUUGCUGGAACGGACAGUGUUUCCUCAACUGUCAGCAUAGUAGAACUGUCCAAACCGGUGGUGAAGAUUCCUGACAAGCCUAAGACCUCAGAAGCUCAAAACAAGAGUCCUAUCAUCAUGAACAUCGGCGAUAACAUGACAGCACUUACCGACACGAAUAUCACUAUUCAGUGUCACGCCAGCGGUGCUCCAAAACCAACAGUCACUUGGUUAAAGAACGGUCAGAAAAUCCGCAUCGACAGCAAGUACGCGGUCCAGGAUGAUGGUUCACUGAUUAUCAGAGGAACAGAUAAAGGAGACACCGCCCGAUACAGUUGCAUUGCGGAAAGUGCGACUGGUAAAGACAGUGCCUCGAGUGUCGUGAUGGUUGCGGAGCCUAAAAAGCCGGUUGUUUCUGUAUCUGAAACUGGUCAAAAGAUUCCGAUUGGUGAUGGUAGUCCAGUGACUAUGAACGUUGGUGAUAACGUGACAGCAGCCUCAAACACUACCAUCACCAUUAGGUGUCCAGUGAAUGGAGUACCAACACCAACUGUUACUUGGGAGAAAAAUGGAGUGGAAAUUAUCCCUGGCGAUGACAUCAUGAUCACAAGGGAUAACACCUUGGUGAUUGUAGCAGCAACGUCUGAAGAUAACGCCCAGUACAUUUGUCGCGCCCGUGGUCUUACUGGCACCGACAGUGCUUCUUCAACAAUUGAAAUUAUUGAGCCUUCCGGGCCUACAAUAGAAAUCCCCGACCAGCCAAAGACGAUCGAGUCUACGGACCAAAGUCCCAUUGUAACGACCAUUGGUGACAACGUGACAGCAGUUAUUAAUACAAGCGUUACCAUUCGAUGUAACGCCAGUGGAGUACCAAUACCUACUGUUACGUGGACAAAGGAUGGCAAGAAAAUUGUAAAAGAAGACAGAUACAGCAUUCAGGAUGAUAGCUCUUUGCUUAUUAAGGAUAGCAACAAAGAAGACACUGCUCGAUACACGUGUACUGUAGAAAGUGUUGCUGGUAAGGAAAGUGUAUCAAGCACAGUACAAAUUAUUGAUUUGAAGGGGCCAUUAAUUUUAGUUCCAAAGCCAGGCCCAAAGAUAUCAAUUGGAAACGGUUACCCAGUAAUUACAACAAUUGGUAGUCAAAUCACUGAGAUUGCUUUUGUUAAAAUCUCCCUGACUUGUCCCACACAAGGAUCACCUCCUCCAAACAUAACCUGGAAAAAAGACGGAAAAGAGUUGGUAUCCGGUAAUGGGUAUGUUAUUGAUAACAAAGGCACACUGACUAUUCUGGAGGCUCUCACCGAAGACUCGGGGAGAUAUUCUUGUUUGGCACAGAAUGUUGCCGGUAAAGAGGAAGUGACGUCACCCAUCGAUAUUCUAGAACCUGCGGAACCCAUCAUCUUGCCGUCACAAGGAACUGACAUUUCAGAUGACCACAACCAAAUCACCACUGGAGUAGGUACAAAGAUUGAUACUAUCAAUGGCACCACAGUUGUGAUAGCAUGCAAUGUUAAGGGUGUUCCGAAACCCACGGUGAGUUGGUCUAAGGAUGGUCAGAGCAUAUCGUCACACGACGGCGUAACAUUUGCUUCAAACGGAACGUUGAUUAUCCGGGUAUCUAAAGCUGAAGACAGCGGUAAUUACACGUGCACUGCCAGCAGUCGGUCAGGGAUUGAUAGCGCCACAUCUCCUGUAACAGUCUCAAUUACAAGGAAGCCCUCGAUAGAGCGUUCCGAUAGAGAUGUGUUCUGGGAGUCAUACAGUCCCUUGAAGGUCACUGUGGGUAAUAAAGUUGAGAUCAUUGAUGGUUCGUCCGUUACCUUGGUAUGUAAAUCCAGUGGUAUUCCUCUGCCUUCGUUGAGGUGGACACGUGGUAUCGAGACAUCAUCAGUUUAUGAGAAAUAUGACAUCGAGGAAGAAACGCUGACCAUCAGCAAUAUUCAGAUUGGAGACGCUGAUAACUUUACAUGUACGGCGACUAACAUGGCAGGGCAGGAUACAGUCACCACAGAACUAAUAGUCCUGGAACAUAGAGAACCAGUCAUUCUAUCAAACAAGGUGAAUUUAGUUGACGUUAACAACAGUAAACCCGUCGUUGUUCCCAUCGGCGCCAACAUGACGACCGUUAUCAAUGCCACGAUCAUCAUGAAGUGUGUUACAGAGGGCUCACCCACACCUACUGUCUCGUGGAACCACAAUGGGCGGCUUAUUACCACUGGGGACAGGCACCAAGUGAAUCAUACGGCAUUGAUGAUUGAAAAUGUUCAGCUAGGUGACGCAGGCCGUUAUGAUUGUACAGCAACCAAUAAGUUCGGUCGUGAUGAUGAGUCACUAUUGCUAACCAUCACAGUUCCGCCUUUGAUCAGCAAUGUGAAAGGCUCGUUUGAGAUAACCGACAUCAGACAGCUUAUCUCCAUAACAACGGGAGCAGUGGUCACCAUUCCUAGAGGCGUGUCGGUCCGAAUAAAAUGCCUGGCAACGGGCAUUCCACAACCGGAUAUAACUUGGUAUAAACGAGACCAAAAUCACAAGGAAAGAACGCUAGUGGUACCCAACGCGCAUUUGAAGAUACUGAAAGACAAUUCCCUUUCUAUAAAGCACACUUUAGUGGUUCAUGCUGCCUUUUAUACUUGUGUUGCGACUAAUAUCGCUGGACAAGAUGAAGGAACAACCCACUUGAACAUUGGAACACCUCCAGAGAUCCCAAGUUAUUGGCAAGGAAUGAAAUCUCGAUUUAACGACCGCGCUAGACAUCUAAAAGCUGCAGGUGCAUCUGCUACAAUAGUGAAAGGAGCAACUUUAAACAUUAGAUGCGCUGCUGUGGGAACACCAAAACCCACUAUCAAGUGGAUUGUGGCGACUUCAGGCCGACAGAGUCGAUACACUGUCUUACAUGACGGUACAUUGGAGGUACCUAACGCCGAACUUAUGGAUGAAGGAAACUACACUUGCAUUGCAAACAAUUCAUAUGGGACACUAAAUAGGACUACAACCGUUAGCAUUUUGGUUCCGCCCCAAAUCCUUGAGCGUCAUUUUCGGCAUCUUUACGAUAAGAAAGGAAUUGAAGGUUAUGCAAUGGCUCACAUGGAAGUUAAAAGAAGGAAAGUAUCUUCGCUAACGGUGAAACAAGGUUACAAUUUAGUGUUAAUAUGUACUGUGAGUGGAAAACCCAAACCUCACGUAACGUGGACACGGAAUAGAGUUCUGAUCAAGAAUGACACUCGACAUUUACUGUUGCCCAAUGGAGUGCUGUUGGUUCGUCGCAUUCUUGUUAAGGAGUCUGGCCAAUAUAAAUGUGUUGCAACCAACGUAGUCGGAAAAGAUCAAGGAACUGUACAGCUUACUGUGAGAGAUCAAGGCAAAGGGUAUUGGGAAGCUUCAGAGUGGAGCCAAUGUGGCAAUUGUGUGUCUCAUCGCCGUGGCUGGCAGGAAAGACACAUCAGUUGUAUUGGUCCAGGAAAUGCAGUUGCUAAUGACCUCCAUUGUAUUCAUAAGCCUAAACCAAUCAAACGCCGUAAAUGUACUCACAAAGACUGUGAAGUGAUGUGGCGGGCGUCAGCUUGGUCAGCGUGUUCGCGUACUUGUGGUUUACAUGGAAUCAAGCUACGCAACGUUCAAUGCGUAUUUGUUAAGAGCUUAAACCUAGCUACAGGUCAAUGUCACUGGCAGGAAAAACCCUCCCUGCAGGAACCUUGUAACAGAAAGUCUUGUACUAAAGCGAAUUGUGUCGACAAAGUCAAGUAUUGCGAAAAGGUCAAGAUAAUGAGAAUGUGCCCGGUGUAUUCUCGCUGGUGUUGCAACACGUGCCACUCCUGAAUAAGCGCGCAAAGAUAAAGUUAUCCUUAAAAUUUUGCAUAGUUAAAUAUUCUAUUUAUUUAAACGAAACCUGUAAGAGCAAUUGUACUAAUGUCAUCUGGAAGCCGUUGAAAGCCUUGUUUAGUGCCGAUACAGUUUGAAGGUAAUACAGGCAAUGUUUGAGGUGUAGGAAGAUUUUAGUCACCUCCUUGAGAACUCGAACUAAAUUAUGAAAUGUUCAGAUUUGCAUUUUCUCAAUUUAAAUUCAGGAAUAUUUGUGUUUGUCUGUAAAUCUACCUAAAAAAAUCAAACUCAAGUGGAGAUCACUGAAAAGAUGUCUACAUAUCGACAAAGAGCCGUGCAAGCUUACUAUAGCAUAGAGAGGACACAUGCAUAGAGAGUACAUAUACAUCACGUGACAUGGCUAUUAUAGGAAUAUCGUUAUUUGAAAAAGUAAAAUUGCUAUCUUUAUUUGUCAAUGAA